AUGGAGACCAGAGCCCUCUGGCUAAUGCUGCUGAUCUUGCUUGCGGGGUCCUCUGGGGUAGCUUCGGAGUAUGUUGGCCUGUCUCCAAGCCAGUGUAUGGUCCCGGCAAAUGUCAGGGUGGACUGUGGCUACCCCAAAGUCACACAGGAGCAGUGCAACAACCGUGGCUGCUGCUUCGACUCCAGCAUCCCGAAUGUGCCCUGGUGCUUCAAGCCUCUGCAAGAGACAGAGCCCAGGAGGACUGAGUAUAGUCAGGAGCAGUGGCAGGAGCUGGCCACUGCCCCAUGA
Messenger RNA from Peromyscus californicus insignis, 288 nucleotides. It is a transcript of the gene Tff3, whose product is annotated as trefoil factor 3. Lineage: Eukaryota; Metazoa; Chordata; Mammalia; Rodentia; Cricetidae. Gene Ontology annotation, biological process: maintenance of gastrointestinal epithelium. The coding region runs from base 1 to 288 and encodes 95 amino acids. The record is from RefSeq and is a predicted model, not a curated record. The transcript is spliced from 3 exons.